Messenger RNA from Drosophila sechellia, 5550 nucleotides. RefSeq names its product stoned B (gene stnB). The record is from RefSeq and is a predicted model, not a curated record. NCBI's taxonomy places the organism in Eukaryota, Metazoa, Arthropoda, Insecta, Diptera, Drosophilidae. Gene Ontology annotation, biological process: regulation of endocytosis; endocytosis. The transcript has 7 exons. Bases 21 to 3797 code for a protein of 1258 amino acids.
AGUAAAAGCCGAAUUCGGAAAUGGCUAAUCCCUUUUUAAUGGACGAAGACCUGGAUGGUUGCGAUGCAGCGGCCAACCCGUUUCUCAUGCAAUCUGAACCUGAACCUAGUGCGGAUAAUCCUUUUAUAGCAGCUACCGGCGCUUCAAAUCCCUUUUCCUUUGGUGCCGACGAUCUCGAGUUGGGGGCGGAGCCAGAAGCGGAGGCUACACAUGACAACGAACUCGACCCGGCGAUGAGUUUCUUCGGCACUACCAUCGAGGCGGAGGACGACGCGUUAAGUUUGAAAUCAGGCGCCGAGGAGGAGGAUGAGGGUAAGAAGCCGCCUCAGUCACAGCCACAGUUGCAAUCACACGCGCACCCGCCCCCGCCACGCCCACUGGUUCCUCCACAGAGCACCCAAGACUUAAUUAGUACGGUGUCCAGUCAGUUAGACGAAACUAGUUCGGAGCUACUAGGUCGUAUACCGGCCACCCGAUCUCCCAGCCCGGUUUCGAUGCGGGAUCUGCACUCGCCCAGUCCCACUCCGGAUUCGGGACUAGCCGAUCUUCUGGAUAUGUCGGUGGAUAGUGGAUCGAGUGCCCAUACUCAAGGCAUGGAGGCGGACUUAAUUAGUGGUGUGGCAGGCGGUGUGCCGCUAGAUAAUCCCUUUGCAGUGCCGACAGCGAUGCCUAAUAUUCAGGCGGCAGUUCCACUUCCUGCAACACCUAUGAAACAACCCCCUCGCCCACCACCGCCUCGUCCUGCCCCGCCACGUCCCGCUCCACCGGGUCAGGCAGCACCACAAAGACCUCCACCACCGUUGGCCGCAGCUGCUCCACCGCCAGAUGCGGAUGACCUUUUGGAUAUGUUUGGUACUACGGCAUGUAAGCCGGCCAAGCCACCACCACAUAAAUCUAAGGAGGACAUACUAAGUCUCUUCGAGCAACCGCAUGCACCACCUGCCCAACCAGCAUCCAAGCCGGACUUACUGCAUGACGAUCUGCAGGAGGCGAUUGGGGAGGGUGUACCGCCGGAACAAGAGGAGUCAGACACGGAGCAGAGGAAUGGAAUUAGCUCUCGAGAUGAACCAGUAUUUACUUCCCUACUUAUACGACCAGACGAAAGCACCCAUGAUAUAACAUCCCAACCACAGGCGGCUACUGGAUUGGAACGACAGGUGAAUAACAUGGCUGCACCACCGGGAACCGCCAGCACACAGAGGGCCACCACGCCGGAUAUUGAGAUCACCACGGUAGAGGACCUGCCGCGAUCUGAUGACGAGGAUGAGCCGGAGGCUAUGCAGGAGCCGGAAACGGAGACGAAACCACAAAUCGAGCCCGAUAUGGAGCCCGAGAUCGUCUCUGAUCACAGCCCACCAACAGAACGCAUUGUGACCACCCAGGCAGCUCUCGUCGAUGGUGAGCCAAUAGCCAGCGAGCCCGAGCCGGAAGAAAUGGACACCGGUCUAGACUUUCCGCUGGCUUCCAGCGGCCAGUUGUCUGCUAACCCCUUCGCCAGCCCCGAGGAAGAGGAGCCGAACUUCGAGCCCAUGCCAGCGGUAGUUGCCAAUAUAUUUGCAGUGAACGAUCCGGACUCGCAGAUGGAGACCCCGAAAGCGCCCAGCCAUACAGCCAAUAUCUUUGCUUCCGAUCCAGACGAGUUCGACGCCUUCUCAGCCAAGUUUGACUCGGUGAAGAAGGACAACAUCAGCAUAAUGGAGGGCUUUGGCGGUUCCGGAGCGAUAACGCCCACGGGCAGCGAUGCUUGGGGAGAUAGUGCUUUCCGAUCGGCCACAGUCUCGGCUAAUGCCUUUGGCGACACCAAUUCGGCGGAUGAUGGAUUCGGCAACGAGGACGAUGAUUUCUAUGCAAUGCAGGCGCCUGCACGCGCUGACUCCGUGGAAUCUGUGGACAAGGAUUUCAGCGUGGUGAUCCGCCCGAUGGCAGAGGGAACUUGUGGGGUGGCUCCUCAACUUGCGCCACCACCGCCGCCGGCGCGUAGUGUUAACCAGGCACAGACCACAUCGCUACCUGGCUUAACCGUCAAUCCGUUCGAGGAUGUUAGUGGCCUCCCGGCUCCGGGGCCGCCACCAACCGAUGGAACCGCCAUUAAACGCACGGACUCGCAGGAAACUCCACAGACACCACUCUAUGACGAGGAUGUAUCACAACCGCUGGAGGAGUUCCCGAGACUCCAUUACAUUGGACCCGGAUGGGAAAUGCAACUGCGGCAGCCCAACAAGAAGAAGAUCACCGGUCAGCGCUUCUGGAAAAAAAUUUUCGUCCGACUGGUGGUGCAGAACGACGUGCCGGUGGUUCAGCUGCUUAACCAGGCGGGCGAUAAGCAACCCUUUCAAGAACUGCCCUUACAACCCUCGUAUUCUGUGUCGGAGAUCGGGGCCCAGCAGUAUGAUCAGUUCGGCAAGAUUUUCACGAUGAAACUGCAGUACAUAUUCUACAAGGAGAGACCCGGCGUUAGACCCGGUCAAGUGACCAAGGCGGAGCGGAUCACAAAUAAGCUGACCAAAUUUGCACAAUAUGCCAUCGCUGGCGACUACGAAGGCGUCAAGGAGUUUGGCAGCGAUCUCAAAAAACUUGGCCUGCCUGUAGAGCAUGCCCCGCAGUCAUCCCAACUCUUCAAGAUUGGCUCAAUGAACUACGAGGACAUGAAGCAGUUCUCGGUCUGCAUCGAGGAGGCAUUGUUCAAGCUUCCGGCUCUUCGGGAUCGGGCGUUGACAUACAAAAUGGAGGAGGUCCAGGUAACCGCCGUUGAUGAAAUCACUGUGGAACAAGACUUCGAGGGCAAGAUCCUCAAACAGAUUGCCCGGGUGCGACUCUUCUUCCUCGCCUUUCUUACCGGCAUGCCCACCAUCGAGUUAGGCGUAAACGAUAUGUGGCGGCAGGGAAAGGAGGUCGUCGGCCGGCACGACAUCAUUCCGGUGGCCACCGAGGAGUGGAUCAGGCUGGAGGCCGUUGAGUUUCAUAGUGUUGUUAAUCAGCAGGAGUAUGAGAGAACGCGCACCAUCAAGUUUCAACCACCAGACGCGAACUAUAUUGAGCUGCUCCGCUUCCGAGUGCGUCCGCCCAAGAAUCGGGAACUUCCGCUGCAGCUGAAGGCAACCUGGUGCGUUAGCGGCAACAAGGUGGAACUGCGGGCCGACAUUUUGGUGCCUGGAUUCACCUCCCGCAAGUUAGGCCAAAUCCCUUGCGAGGAUGUCUCGGUUCGCUUCCCCAUACCCGAAUGCUGGAUCUACCUGUUCCGUGUGGAGAAGCACUUCAGAUAUGGUUCGGUUAAGUCAGCUCAUCGACGAACAGGCAAGAUCAAGGGUAUCGAGCGAAUCCUGGGUGCCGUCGACACGCUUCAGGAGUCGCUGAUCGAGGUGACCUCCGGACAGGCCAAAUACGAGCAUCAUCAUCGGGCCAUUGUGUGGCGUUGUCCCCGUUUGCCCAAAGAGGGUCAAGGUGCGUACACCACACAUCAGCUUGUGUGCCGAAUGGCCCUUACAUCGUAUGACCAGAUUCCAAGCGAGCUGGCGCCAUACGCAUUCGUGGAGUUUACUAUGCCCGCCACGCAGGUCUCGCAUACCACUGUGCGCUCCGUGAGUGUACAGGAUUCGGAUGCCGAUGAACCGCCAGAGAAGUACGUCCGCUAUUUGGCACGGCACGAGUACAAGGUUGGCAUCGAGACCACGCACGGCGAGUCCACGAAUGCGUAUUUGGCGGCAACGCGUCCUAUUCGCGAGGAGCCGCCCAGCACGGCAACCAAGCCUACUGCUUCCCCGGUUCCGCCCAGCGAUUCGGACACGGACUCUAACUAAGUAAGCUAGCUGCUGCGUUCCGUUGCCACAGUAGGGCUCAACCGGAACUUCACAGUUUCAUGUAAAUGGAAAGGCAGUGCCAUCAAGCGGAUUUUUGUAGAUAUUCCUCGUGCAUGGUUUUCCUUAUCGUUCUUGUUAUAUACAUACAUACAUAUUAUACAAUACGGUGUUAAGUGCAGCAAUUGAAGAGUGCAAAUAAAGCAGACGAAGGAGAAACUGACGAAAAGGUCAUUGCUGUGUAAAAAGCCAAAUGAACGAAUCCAAGAAGGAGCUAAUGGAUCUGUGGACACGUCAGCGGAGUUAGCAAAAGCAUCUUAGGUGACCUAUAAUCUAUAAACCAUAUGCCACAGCCAUUGUCACAUGACAUAAAAAUAUUAAACUUCGUUACUUGUAGACAUAUGAUCACGUUAAUGUUAAUUGAUAUCAGACCAGAAUCGUACUUAAAGUCAACCCAUCAUAUGCAUAGUGGUUAUAAUCGCAAUACACACAAACUCAUACAAGCGAACAAAGAAGAACUGAAACGGAUGUUUCCCUAAGGCAGAAAAAUUAAAAGCAAUUUCCCCUCAUAGCGUUCUAAAAGCAUAGGCUCAAAUGCACGGAAGCUUAACCAAUAAAAAUAAGAUAACACAUCGCUAGCUCCAGUUUUCCACUGUGCAUGAUGUUAACAUUAGCAUUACCGUGUAAGUUUCUGGCGAAAGCUGCAAGCAUAGAUUAAUCAACAUGGAGUGAGCUGCCAGCCUUAAACGACAUUAACCUACCCUGGAACGAGCUGCCAGCUUUACAAAGUUAACCAAUACUGGUCACCAUACAUGUGUGGGAUGUGAAACUUGAAACUAUCCAUAGCCAUCAUAUACACUUAGGUUUAUGUACACCAUUAAUUUCAUAAAUUUAGAAAUGAAUUGAAAACUACAAACAAAAGCGAAAACGUAAACGAAAAUGCAUAUUCAAAUGUUAUUGUUGUGAAUUAAAUUAAAUUAUAUUCAAAAUAAACUACAAAGUAAUGGGAAACAAUAUAGGCAAAUCAUCUUUGUUGACGCAGAAAGUGUAUAAGAAACCAAAAAGCUAUAUAUUUAAAACUUAAAUAAAUAUUUGCCAUACAUAUUGAUUUAUUAAUUGAGUUUUCAAAAAAAUUUGAAUACAAGUUGAUUUGUUAACUGCGUGUUAUAUAAAUAUAUUCUUCAUCCCAGACUAACAACUUCCUAAAAGGCUUGAAUUUUUUCGCUUUCUUGUCCUCUGGAUAACUCAAUAAUUCAUGUCAAACAGCUCUACUAAGAACUCUUUAAACGGCUCAUAACGGAUUCAUUAACAUAAAUAGAGAAUGUGUAUAUUGUACCCCUAAGAAAUGAUUCUUUAUUCAUGUAUUAUGUAUGUUGCACUAUUUACGUUUAAUUCUACAUAUAUUAUAUCGGAUAUAUCAUAUAUACUGUAUGUACAAUAAAAAAGAAGAAAAUCUAUGCAAAAAAACCGGUCGGUUGACGAUCGCCCUAACAUGUUAUAUUUAUAAAAUAAUUAUACAACCCUCGACGGUCCCGACGUUAUAUAUGCCCCGAUGUGUGUUCUAAUGUGGGCAUAUACUGCGCUGGCAUUUGUUGGUAAUUUACAAAUAUAUAAAUUUGUGGCGCAAGCUAAAUGGUAUUAACCAAUAACCUAAUUACAAUAUAAUAAAUAUUACGAAGCGAACAAAAUCGCAUUAUGAUGGAACAAUAUCUAGUCAAAUGAGAAAAUAAAUAUUGGAGCAACAAAUAUUAAGCAA